Molecule: messenger RNA, 2749 nt
Organism: Neofelis nebulosa (Clouded leopard)
Lineage: Eukaryota; Metazoa; Chordata; Mammalia; Carnivora; Felidae
Gene: VPS16
Product: VPS16 core subunit of CORVET and HOPS complexes
Exons: 24
Coding region: 82-2601 (839 amino acids)
Biological process (GO): endosomal transport; intracellular protein transport; vacuole fusion, non-autophagic
Cellular component (GO): endosome; HOPS complex; cytoplasm
Molecular function (GO): actin binding
Source: RefSeq, a predicted model, not a curated record
GGCGGAAGCGGAAGUGCCGGCCCGGAGCCCGCGCCCGGCGGGUGUCUCCUUUGCGCUGCCCAGCAGCCGCUUGCACCAGCCAUGGACUGCUACACGGCGAACUGGAACCCGCUCGGGGACUCUGCCUUUUACCGGAAAUAUGAGCUGUACAGCAUGGACUGGGACCUGAAGGAGGAACUCAGGGAUUGCCUGGUAGCUGCUGCGCCCUACGGGGGCCCCAUUGCACUGUUGAGGAACCCGUGGCGGAAGGAGAAGGCUGCCAGCGUACGGCCAGUGCUUGAGAUCUAUUCUGCUUCCGGCCUGCCUCUGGCCAGUCUGCUGUGGAAGAGUGGGCCCGUGGUGUCCCUAGGCUGGUCAGCUGAAGAGGAGCUGCUCUGCGUGCAGGAGGAUGGUGGAGUGCUGGUGUACGGGCUUCACGGUGACUUCCGGAGACACUUCAGCAUGGGCAAUGAGGUGCUCCAGAACCGGGUUCUGGACGCCCGGAUCUUCCAUACUGAGUUUGGUUCAGGGGUGGCCAUCCUCACCGGGGCCCACCGCUUUACUCUCAGUGCCAAUGUCAGUGACCUCAAACUCCGCCGGAUGCCAGAGGUGCCAGGUCUGCAGGGUGCACCUUCGUGCUGGACCGCCCUCUGCCAGGACCGAGUUGCACACAUUCUUCUGGCUGUGGGGUCUGAUCUUUACCUCCUGGACCAGUCCGCCUGCUCCGCAGUGACACCCUCUGGCCUGGCGCCAGGAGUGAGCAGCUUCCUGCAGAUGGCCGUCUCCUUCACCUACCGACACCUGGCACUCUUCACGGACACAGGCUACAUCUGGAUGGGGACAGCAUCACUCAAGGAGAAGCUGUGUGAGUUCAACUGUAACAUCCGGGCCCCCCCGAAGCAGAUGGUCUGGUGCAGCCGCCCUCGCAGCAAAGAGAGGGCCGUUGUGGUGGCCUGGGAGAGGCGGCUAAUGGUGGUGGGUGAUGCGCCCGAGAGCAUCCAGUUUGUGCUGGACGAAGACUCCUAUUUGGUUCCUGAGCUGGAUGGGGUCCGCAUCUUCUCUCGUAGCACCCACGAGUUCCUACAUGAGGUUCCAGUGGCCAGCGAGGAGAUCUUCAAAAUUGCCUCGAUGGCCCCUGGAGCACUGUUGUUGGAGGCCCAGAAAGAGUAUGAGAAAGAGAGCCAGAAGGCAGACGAGUACCUACGGGAGAUCCAGGAGCUGGGGCAGCUGACCCAGGCCGUGCAGCAGUGCAUCGAGGCCGCGGGACAUGAGCACCGGCCAGAUAUGCAGAAGAGCCUGCUCAGGGCGGCCUCCUUUGGGAAGUGUUUCCUCGACAGAUUUCCACCUGACAGCUUCGUGCGCAUGUGUCAGGACCUGCGUGUGCUCAAUGCCAUUCGGGACUAUCACAUCGGGAUCCCCCUCACUUAUAGCCAAUAUAAGCAACUCACCAUCCAGGUGCUGCUGGACAGGCUUGUAUUGCGAAGGCUUUACCCCCUGGCGAUACAGAUUUGUGAGUACCUGCGCCUUCCUGAAGUGCAGGGCGUCAGCAGGAUCCUGGCCCACUGGGCCUGCUACAAGGUGCAACAGAAGGACGUGUCCGACGAGGAUGUUGCUCGGGCCAUUAACCAGAAGCUGGGGGACACGCCUGGCGUCUCUUACUCUGACAUUGCUGCUCGGGCCUAUGGCUGUGGCCGCACAGAGCUGGCCAUCAAGCUGCUGGAGUAUGAGCCACGCUCUGGGGAGCAGGUACCCCUUCUCCUAAAGAUGAAGAGGAGCAAACUGGCGCUGAGCAAGGCCAUUGAGAGUGGGGACACUGAUCUGGUGUUCACGGUGUUGCUGCACCUGAAGAAUGAGCUAAAUCGAGGAGAUUUUUUCAUGACCCUUCGGAACCAGCCCAUGGCCCUGAGUUUGUACCGACAGUUCUGUAAACAUCAGGAGCUAGAGACGCUGAAGGACCUCUACAAUCAGGAUGACAACCACCAGGAGCUGGGCAGCUUCCACAUCCGAGCCAGCUAUGCUGCAGAGGAGCGUAUCGAGGGGCGGGUUGCAGCUUUGCAGACAGCAGCUGACGCCUUCUACAAAGCCAAGAACGAGUUCGCAGCCAAGGCCACAGAGGAUCAAAUGAGGCUCCUACGGCUGCAGCGACGCCUAGAAGAUGAGUUGGGGGGCCGGUUCCUGGACUUGUCUCUACACGACACGGUCACUACCCUCAUCCUUGGAGGCCACAACAAGCGCGCAGAGCAGCUGGCACGUGACUUCCGCAUUCCUGACAAGAGGCUCUGGUGGCUGAAGCUGACUGCCCUGGCCGAUCUGGAAGACUGGGAGGAGCUAGAGAAGUUUUCAAAGAGCAAGAAAUCACCCAUUGGCUACCUGCCCUUUGUUGAGAUCUGCAUGAAGCAACACAACAAAUAUGAGGCCAAGAAGUAUGCCUCCCGUGUGGGUCCGGAGCAGAAGGUCAAGGCCUUGCUUCUCGUUGGGGAUGUGGCUCAGGCCGCAGAUGUGGCCAUCGAGCACAGGAACGAAGCAGAGCUGAGCCUUGUAUUAUCCCACUGCACUGGAGCCACAGAUGGGGCCACGGCCGACAAAAUUCAGCGGGCUAGGGCACAAGCCCAGAAGAAGUGAGGGGCUCACCCCAUACAUCUCCUUGAGCUCUAGCCUUGGCUGAAGCGUCACUGCGCAUCCAGCUUCUCCCCCGGAGCUAAGCGGAGGAGCUGGGGUGGGGUCGGAGCCAGGGGUCUGGAUGUAAAUAAAGUUGGGACAUUUUAGAGUG